AUUUUGUUCUACCCAACAGGAAGUAAACUGAAUACGCACUCACUUCACAUCGGUGGGUUGGAUACUGGCAGCUGACAAGUUUAUAAAUACAAUCGGUGUUCUGUGAAACAAAAUAAAGGUGAAAUAGUUCUCCGUUAUGAGUUUCUUCGGCUUCGGACAGAGUGCUGAGGUAGAUAUUGUUCUAAAUGACGCCGAAACGAGAAAGAAAGCAGAGCACAAGACCGAGGAUGGGAAGAAGGACAAAUAUUUUCUCUUCUACGACGGAGAGACAGUGAGCGGAAAAGUGAACGUCACUCUCAAAAAUCCAGGAAAAAGACUCGAGCACUAUGGUAUCAAAAUCGAGUUUAUUGGACAAAUAGAGUUGUACUAUGACAGGGGAAACCAUCACGAGUUUGUGUCGUUGGUGAAAGAUCUCGCCAGACCUGGUGAACUGUCGCACUCGCAGUCGUUUGACUUUGAGUUCACUCACGUGGAGAAGCCGUAUGAAACCUACACUGGCCAGAACGUCAAGCUGAGGUAUUUCCUGCGUGCCACCAUCAGCAGAAGACUGAAUGACGUCAGUAAGGAGAUGGACAUUGUGGUGCACACGCUCAGUACGUACCCCGAGCUCAACUCCUCCAUCAAGAUGGAGGUGGGCAUCGAAGACUGCCUCCACAUCGAGUUUGAGUACAACAAGUCCAAGUAUCACCUGAAGGAUGUGAUUGUGGGGAAGAUCUACUUCCUGCUAGUGAGAAUAAAGAUCAAGCACAUGGAGAUUGACAUCAUCAAGCGGGAAACCACGGGAACGGGACCCAGCGUGUAUCAUGAGAACGACACCAUCGCCAAAUAUGAGAUUAUGGAUGGCGCACCUGUCCGAGGAGAAUCGAUUCCCAUCCGAUUAUUCCUGGCAGGAUAUGAGAUGACUCCCACCAUGAGGGACAUUAACAAGAAGUUUUCCGUUCGCUACUACCUCAACCUGGUGCUCAUCGACGAGGAGGAGAGACGCUACUUCAAGCAGCAGGAGAUCACCCUCUGGAGGAAAGGUGACAUCGUCCGGAGAAGUAUGUCCCAGCAGGCCACCAUAGCCUCACAGAGAUUCGAGGGCUCAGACCGCUCCAGCUCAGAGAAAGUGCCGGAACCGAAAGAGGAGAAGGAGGACAGCAGCUAGGCGAGGAGCAGGCGCCCGAGAGCGAGAGAGAGAGAGAGAGAGAGAGGUCUCGGUGGCCAGUCGGGCAGCCUCAUCUCAGCUAACGUCGUCACUGUCCUGGUAGCUUCCAGUUUUGUGUAAUUCUAGCUGCUUCAAAAGGGAUCAGAGAAAAUCAGUCACAGCCCCACAUAACAGCUCACUCCUGAAAGGCUCUGAAGUCACACUGCGGGACCAGAGCCGGCCUGGAGUGAGCUGUUAUAGGGGGUGGGGGGGGGGCAGGCCGUGUGGGAAUAGCUAACAGGGAACAGCCUGUGUGGGCCUCUCAGGUGAUGGAGUGAAGUUCUUUGUAAUGUGAGCUUAGUUUUGUACUACAUGGAUCCAAAAAAAAGAAAAAUAUGCAACAUAUGAAAAAAAACAAACAAACAAGAGGGUGGUACUCAACAGCACGCUUCUAAAUUGAUCAAACCUUUUCUUUUGUCACGUAUCGGUUGCAAUGUAUAGUAUAUUUUUGAUAAGUUAACUCCACGUGCACUUGGGCCAUUAACCUCCCCUCAGAUUGUAGGAGAGAGAGAGAGAGAGAUGUUGCAUUCUCUUUUUAAACAUUCCAUUCUAUUAAAACAAAUGUAUCUCCCCCUGCAUUCCCCUCAGACCUUUAUAAUCAUCGUUUUAAAGAUGUUAUUUUUUUUUUGCACUAACAAUUUAAGUACGCUUUGCUGUCCUUUUCCACUCUUCGGUGGCCAUUCCGUGCGAAUCUGCACUGGGAAACAAACAUGUUGACCAUGACCUGAGGGUUGUCUCCCAGACACCCUUCUCAAGGUCCUGGGUCAGUUAACUAACUUUCUGCGGGACUAGGGCUUUGAAUAUUGUGUAGAGCUGGACACACAUAUGUGAAUACUUAAAGAAAAAAUUAUCUACUAUUUUGUUCACCUCUUGGUCUUUUAAAUCUGUCUUUUAAAUCCAGUACAUUCUGCUAGGACCUUUCUUCCUCCCUGACAGAAAGGUAUUUUGUUUGCCAUAGGAGUCGAGUGUUGUCUUCAAGAGCAAGUAGCAAAAAAAAAAAAAAAAAGCAAUCAUGAUGCUUCUACUACUCACUGCGCUUGUUUUUGCAAUCCAUUUCCACUUUUCUUACCGUACA
Molecule: messenger RNA, 2261 nt
Organism: Alosa sapidissima (American shad)
Lineage: Eukaryota; Metazoa; Chordata; Actinopteri; Clupeiformes; Clupeidae
Gene: vps26b
Product: VPS26, retromer complex component B
Exons: 7
Coding region: 137-1147 (336 amino acids)
Biological process (GO): retrograde transport, endosome to Golgi; intracellular protein transport
Cellular component (GO): retromer complex; endosome
Source: RefSeq, a predicted model, not a curated record